This is a messenger RNA of Neurospora hispaniola, 1064 nucleotides long. RefSeq lists its product as uncharacterized. Lineage: Eukaryota; Fungi; Ascomycota; Sordariomycetes; Sordariales; Sordariaceae. The transcript has 5 exons. The coding region runs from base 154 to 741 and encodes 195 amino acids. The record is from RefSeq and is a predicted model, not a curated record.
CACAGCAGGUAAGUAUCGCAACCCAGUCAGUUCGAUUUCACUUUCCCUCCAGCCGUCAAUUUCCAAAUUAGAUCUGGUGUAACAAGCGCUGACCAGAUUGUCUGAGUCAGUACCAGGGAAAAGUCGCCACGUAAUCGAGUAACAGCGAGCAAGAUGGCUGCUACCAGUUUCCAUCGGUUCAUGUACCUGCCGUUUGAGCUCCGGGCUCGGGUGUGGGAGCUGACCGCCGAACCCCGUACCGUUGACGUUGCUACGAAGGACAUGAUUAUAAGUCCUAUCGCGUCACUCUGUCGCGAAGCUCGUCAGCUGGGGGUUUAUCGACAGCUCUUCUCCGAGUUGGAAGACAUACGAGACGGCGGUGAGCGGCGCUAUGUUUGGCUUAACCUGGAGCUUGACAUUGUCGACGUUGAGGAUGCUCCUUUGGAGGAUUUCAUCCCUGUUGCAGCCUCGAUCAAACGACUCAAGUUCACGACUGAUUUAAUCAUCACUGAGGAUAUGAUGUUCCUUGGACAGUGUGUCAACUUGAAAGAGCUGCAUAUAGACAACUCUGGAGCCUACGGGCUCAAUUUCUAUGAGGUCUUCAAGAGAUUUCCUCUCCAUUGCGGCAUGGAGAACAUUCUCGUGGUUGACGCUCUGUUAGGUUUGGUACCACUGAAGGUGGAAUAUGAUCUCGCGUCAUGGCUUUUUAGAAGCAGUCUUGGGUUUGCUUCAAAAAUGUUCAAGCCCUUCCCUCCAGAGUGAGAACUUACAACGAGGAUAGAAGGGCUUCAUAGUUACGACCGCGGUGGCGGCGGUGGUUACGGUGUCGAAGGGCGACCUUGGCACGUCCAGGGCAAAAAAAUGUGAACUCUAAAGUACGAUGUCAACGGCAAAUUGGCAAGACACUCACAAGUCUGAAAGGCUGUAAACAUCUAUCGGUGAUGUUAUGGUUUGGGUGGUCUGGCCCGCUGCAGUCCCCAAUAUUUUGUCCUGGACGAGCUUGACUUCCACAGCUUCCGGGCCAACUUGAUAUAGCCCCGGCUAUCAGCACCCGGAGAUAACUUGGUAAUUCCAGUGAUUGGCUG